Messenger RNA from Manihot esculenta (cassava), 1177 nucleotides. Its product is annotated as tetraspanin-19. The record is from RefSeq and is a predicted model, not a curated record. Lineage: Eukaryota; Viridiplantae; Streptophyta; Magnoliopsida; Malpighiales; Euphorbiaceae. Gene Ontology annotation, cellular component: membrane. The coding region runs from base 278 to 931 and encodes 217 amino acids. The transcript is spliced from 6 exons.
CGAAACAGAAAACAGCCCACUAUUUAAAAUUAUGAAGAUUCCAGCUUGAAUACGGCGAAUCCAGCUCAUCAGUUAUCAGCCCCCAAAACGAUAAAAUCUUUCGUCUCUCCGACAUCCAGCGGCUAAACCAUCAAAGGAGCAUUCUUUUUCUGCCUUUAGCUUCAUAAGUUCUAAGCUCGCAAUCUAAAGACUCUUUAUUUAUUUGUUUGUAAUAUCGUUACCGAGUGAAGCUGAUCAAAUUUAGGACUUUGGAGGGUUUUGGUAGGCAUCAAGAAGCAUGGUGAGAUUAAUGAGGAGUUGCGUACAAUCGAUGCUGAAAUUACUGAAUUCUGUCAUAGGAAUGGUUGGGUUGGGGAUGAUAUUGUAUGCAGUUUGGCUCAUUAGGGUUUGGCAGAAGGAAACGGGGGACUUACCAUUUGAUGAUUCUGAUCGUCUGGCUCCCUGGUUUAUUUAUACUUUCCUCGGCCUCGGGGUUAUUUUAUGUGUUAUUACAUGCAUAGGUCAUGUUGCUGCUGAAACUGCAAACGGUUGUUGCCUUUAUUUAUAUAUGUUGUUUGUCUUCUUGCUCUUAAUGCUGGAAGCUGGGGUGACUGCUGAUGUUUUUCUAAACCGUGACUGGGAUGAGUACUUUCCAAAGGAUCCAACAGGGAGUUUUAGUCAGUUCAAGGAUUUCGUCAAGUCAAACUUUGAGAUAUGCAAAUGGAUAGGCUUGUCAAUUGUAUCUGUGCAGGGACUGUCUUUCUUACUAGCAUUGAUACUCAAAGCUUUUGGACCACAUCAGUAUUAUGAUAGUGAUGAUGAAUAUAUUCCGGAGAGGGUUCCACUCAUAAAUAAUGCUAUUCUCCCACCUCCUUAUGUUGUUGGUAACCCUGUUGUUGGAUCCAAAAGCGGAGCUUGGACUAUAAACAUCAGAGAAAAGGCCAACAGGUAACUGUAUUUCCCCGAGAUCUAGGCUGGAUACUUCAAAAGAUGGGAACUGAAGACUCAGAAGAAGCAUGUAAUAUUUUAUGUGUAAGAGCUUAUGAAUGUCUGAAGGUUGAAAAUAGAAAAGCAUACAACUAUUGUACUAUUGGUGAAUAUAGCUGUCUGUACAUGUGUGAUUCCUUUCAUUACCUGUAUUCAAAAACUAAUGACACCAUCUUCAUUUCAUAUAAUUAACUUUUGUUUUUCUUUUAAA